Messenger RNA from Australozyma saopauloensis, 651 nucleotides. RefSeq names its product uracil phosphoribosyltransferase (gene FUR1). The transcript has a single exon. The record is from RefSeq and is a predicted model, not a curated record. Lineage: Eukaryota; Fungi; Ascomycota; Pichiomycetes; Serinales; Metschnikowiaceae. Gene Ontology annotation, cellular component: cytoplasm. The coding region runs from base 1 to 651 and encodes 216 amino acids.
AUGGCUACCGAAACUGGAAAGAACGUGAUCUUGUUGCCUCAAACAAACCAACUCAUAGGAUUGUACUCGAUCAUCAGAGAUCAGGCCACUAAGAGAGGUGAUUUUGUGUUCUAUUCCGACAGAAUUAUCCGUCUUUUGGUUGAGGAGGGUUUGAACCAGUUGCCAGUGGAGGAGACACUUAUCAAAUGUCACGGUGGACAUGAGUAUAAGGGAUCUCGCUUUUUGGGAAAGAUUUGUGGUGUCUCAAUUGUUCGCGCAGGUGAGUCAAUGGAGAUGGGUUUGAGAGACUGUUGCCGUUCUGUUCGUAUUGGUAAGAUUCUCAUUCAGAGAGACGAAGAGACUGCUUUGCCCAAAUUGUUUUAUGAAAAGCUUCCUGAAGACAUCAGCGAAAGAUACGUCUUCUUGUUGGACCCAAUGUUGGCCACUGGUGGAAGUGCAAUGAUGGCCACAGAGGUCUUGAUCAGUAGAGGUGUCGAUGCCAGCAGAAUCUUAUUUUUGAACUUGUUGGCCUCUCCUGAGGGAAUUGCUGCUUUCCAUGAGAAGUAUCCUGAGGUCAAAAUCAUCACUGGUGGUAUUGACGAGAAAUUGGAUGAAGACAAGUACAUUGUGCCUGGUUUGGGUGACUUCGGUGACAGAUACUACUGUAUCUAA